Molecule: messenger RNA, 1190 nt
Organism: Drosophila obscura
Lineage: Eukaryota; Metazoa; Arthropoda; Insecta; Diptera; Drosophilidae
Product: loricrin
Exons: 6
Coding region: 208-1044 (278 amino acids)
Source: RefSeq, a predicted model, not a curated record
GAUCCGGCUCAGACGUUCCCCAGUUGCGGCACAGUGAAGAAGCGCGAGACGAGAGCAGCAGAGAGAAUCUGCCACCGAAAUUAAAACUGAACCCGACAAAAACUGGUCAAGAACCGAACCAUAGACACAUCAUUAACUCAGCAGCCCAGCAGCUCAGACCCCCAGACACCCAACUGAAUUUCCGUGCGCCAAUGCGAGCCCAAUAGAAUGUGGAAGUAUCUGCUGAUUUGUGUGGUGAUGAGUGCCCUCAACGGGGAAUCUUCGGCGGCUGGCCAGCAGCCGAGAAGACGUCGCGGAUAUACCGGCGGCUAUGCCGGAGGCUAUGCCAGCAGCGGAGGAGGAGCUGGUGGCUACACGGGCACAUACAACAGCGGCGGAGGAGGCGUGGGCCACAGCAGCUAUGUGGGAACCGGCGGCGGUGGUGGUGGAGGCUACUACGACUACGAUGAUUAUGACGGCAACUCGCCGAACUUUGGCAUCAUCGACCCGUACCUGUUCCACCAGCAGCUGACGAACCACAUCCUGGCCCAGAACUACGCGAACCAACAAGCUAUAACGGGUCUGGCCACGGCUGGCAAUGCUUUUGCAUCUGCGGAUGCCUCUCUAGUCGACGACGACGACACUCGCAUCCAGCAGCAGAUUGCCGCACAGCAGGCCUACCACGACAAUCUGGUGCGUCAGAACCGGUACAGGGGAGGAUCGGGCUCGGUCUCGGGCUCGGGUUCUGGAUCGGGAUCGGGAUCCUCCAGUGGCUCCUACAACUCGCAUCGCUAUGCCCCCAGCUAUGCCGCCGCCUCGGGCUCCAUUGGACCCAAUGGCUACCGGCAGACGGCCUACAUCAGCCCCGCUAAUCCGGCUUCGCCCAACAUUGUGAAUCGGUUCGGUGGCGGAUCAUCCUCGGGUGGGGGCGGCGGUGGAGGCGGCUACAAAGGUGUCUCCGUCUCCUCCUACAGCCACAGCAAUGGCGAUGGAACCAGCCGUCGUGGCGCCCAGACCACCGUCAAUGACAACGGUAAAGUCACCUCGUACUCAACGCACUCCUAGAGGGACUGGAUCGAAAGCGAUCGAUAUGGCUGCUAGGCUUUUCUGUAAUCCACUCUAACAAAAGCUAACCAACGGCCUUUUCGUUUUAUUUAUAUGACAGAAAAUAUAUAUAUUAUGUGUGUGUAUUUUAUUAUAAAUACGAGUAU